UGCAUGAAGCAGUUAUAGAACACACAAUGUAUCCCAACAAUGCGGAAUAUGUGCAAGUAGUUAGAGCACUUAUUGUGAAGUAUCCUUUCCUUAAGGAUCUGGAGGGAAACGGCUAUCAUACCUGGCAUCAGUCACUUAAGCGCAAAUUCAAAGCGGAGCGUGCCCCUUUGAUUCAUGAAGACGAAGUGAAAAGGAGUAAAGAGAAGUUUGGUCACGAGAGCCAGAGAGACUACAGAAGCGGCAAGAGCCUGUUGCAGAUCUGUGUCACGAUUGUGCGAUGAGGUUGACAGGAUCCAUCCAUCUGCGGUGAACUUGUACAGACGCUGGAAAGAGGGAUUCACUGACAUAGUGCCUAAGGUGGUCAAGAUGGUGCAAGGAAAAUCCCCAUUAGCCAAGAUGUACACAGAAGCA
Sander lucioperca (pikeperch) is the source of this 411-nucleotide messenger RNA. RefSeq names its product sterile alpha motif domain-containing protein 3-like. The transcript is spliced from 4 exons. The coding region runs from base 27 to 281 and encodes 84 amino acids. The record is from RefSeq and is a predicted model, not a curated record. NCBI's taxonomy places the organism in Eukaryota, Metazoa, Chordata, Actinopteri, Perciformes, Percidae.